Messenger RNA from Mytilus trossulus (common blue mussel), 7006 nucleotides. RefSeq names its product roundabout homolog 1-like. Gene Ontology annotation, biological process: cell-cell adhesion. NCBI's taxonomy places the organism in Eukaryota, Metazoa, Mollusca, Bivalvia, Mytilida, Mytilidae. The transcript has 26 exons. The record is from RefSeq and is a predicted model, not a curated record. Bases 552 to 4949 code for a protein of 1465 amino acids. Gene Ontology annotation, molecular function: protein binding.
GUAUUAACCCAACUGCUUUGUGAAUGAAAGAACCAGAUUUGAGACAUCAAAAGAAAGUAUUUGAUAUCAAAGGAUUCAGGUUAAUUACAGGUUAAUUACAGAUCAGUUUGGACUCCUACCAGUAUCUUCUAGACAGUAACAGACCAACAGCUUAGUCAAUAGACCUUGUAUGGUCCAAAUGUUUCUUAAUGCUUGAAGGCUGGGAAUAGGCUAGAACAUUUUACAGAAAAGAUAUGUGUUUCUAGACAGCAGGUGUAAUUGUGUACAAAGUUUUUGGCGGAGAAUAGGAUUUUGUGAAUGGACUUUUUCAAAUAUUGAUAUUUGAGGAUUAAUUGUACAAUAGUGUUUAUAAUCUACAGUAUAUUCUGUUUUCUAUAUUGAAUAUUGGAAUACCAUGCACUGAGAAAUAAAAGAAAUAUUGGAUUAUUUAAAUAGAUCUUUAUAGAGAUAACAGGAUAUUUUUAUGGUUAUCGCACUGGACAUUUUAUUUCUGUCAGGAUAUGAGAUAAAGGACUAAGCAGAAAGCUGAUGGGUGUGGGGUAUAGAUCAGAAUGAGGGGCUGUCAGUUUGUUGUACAAACCAUUGUCAGUUGGACUAUAGUCUGUUUUGCUGCCUCAAGUUUGCCCAACCCACGAAUCGUAGAACACCCACAAGAUGGUUACAUAGCCAAGGAUGAACCCGCUUCUUUAAACUGUCGGGCAGAAGGUGAACCAAAACCUGAAAUAACAUGGUACAGAAAUGGAAGAAAAGUGGAGACAACACCAGAAAACCCAUUCUCUAAUCGUAUGAUCUUCCCAGAUGGAAAGUUAUUCUUUUUAAGUGUAGUUCACAACAAAAAGGAUAAAACUGAUGUUGGAGUUUAUUACUGUAACGCUACAAACAUCCAUGGAACUGCUAUCAGUCGCAAUGCUACACUUUCUAUUGCAGUCCUGAGAAGUGAUUUUCGAGUACAACCUAAAAAUGUAACUGCCGCCAUCGGAGAUUCUGUGAGUUUUCCCUGUCGUCCACCAAGAGGGGAACCAGAACCAAGAAUUAUCUGGAAAAAGGAUACAGAAUUAAUUAUACAAGAUCCAAGUCAUACCAGAUUUGUUGUUACUGAUAAUGGAGCUCUUAACAUAAGUCAAGUACGGAAACAAGAUGCUGGAAUAUUUAGAUGUAUAGCAACUAAUGAUGCUGGAGAACGAGAGAGUGCACCAGCUGUUUUAAGAGUUAUAGAAAAACCAAGUUUUAGACGCUUCCCAAUUGAUGUCACGACAAGAGAAAAGAAGACCGUAGAAUUUCCAUGUGAUGUGGUAGGAGAUAAACCGUUACAAGUCACAUGGAGAAAGGAGCACGGAAACAUUGGUCGUAUCUCUACGUUAAGAGAUCAUACAUUACGUAUAGAGGAUGUCAGCAGACAUGAUAGUGGGAUUUAUGUGUGUGUCGCCAAAAACCAGGUCGGAGAAGCUGAAGCUGUUGCUCGUCUUAAUGUAGAAUAUAAACCAGAGUUCAAAGUUCGUCCAGUGGACAAGUCUGUUGGUGUCGGUCGCAGUGUUAGUUUACAGUGUGUCGUCGAGGGUAACCCUCCUCCAACCAUCUACUGGAGAAAAAGAAGUCAGCAUGCAAGUGCAGAAAAGAGUUUGAUAUUUCCCUACAAGCCAGAUGGCCGUUACUCUGUUAAACCUGAUGGUACUCUACAAAUAGACCAUGUUCAGUCUGCUGAUGCUGGAGAGUUCGAGUGUGAGGCUCUCAAUACAAUCGGAACAGCAUCCACAUCUGUUCAACUUAAAGUUCGGGAAAAUGAUUCUCGACCCCCUCCAGUUAUCAGGAUUGUACCUCAGAAUCAGACCUUGGCUACAGAUGAAACAGCUCUUCUUCAUUGUGAUGCCUUUGGUAACCCACAACCCAUUGUACAGUGGUAUAAGAAUGGAAACCUUUUGUCAUCUGAUGAUCCUAGAAUACAACAGAAAUCUUCAAACACUCUGCAGAUAUCAGGAUUACGAGUAUCUGACACUGGAAUGUAUUCCUGUAAAGCCAGCAGUGAGACAGGGGAGACUACUUGGAUAGCAAGUCUAGUUGUAGAAGUGCCUGAUGGCAGCUCUGUACUAUUUCAUCGAGCACAAGAUUCCAAAUAUUUCCCUGGGCCACCGUCGCAACCUGUUGCCAUAGAAACCAAAGAUACAUCUAUUAUGCUGUCAUGGCAACCCAACAGUAAUUCUGGAGCCUCACCAGUUUUUGAGUACAUCGUAGAGUAUUUCAGCCAUGAGACCACUGAUGGUUGGGUAGUAGUACCAGAUACUAUACAGAAAGACAAAUAUACAGUCAAAAAUCUAAAGCCUGGUACCCCUUACAUCUUCUUAGUGAGGGCACGGAACUCUCAUGGUAUAGGAAACCCUAGUCUUUUCAGUCAGACUAUUACAACUGAUAGAUCUAAAUCAGAAAUUGCCGUUGCCGUUCCUGCAGAUGAAAUCCGUACUAGAAUGAGUGGUAUAGUGGUGCAGAUCGAAAGAGGGGAAGCUGUCAACUCUAGCACCAUUAUGUUUGAAUGGAAGCCUGUAAAAGAAGAAGAAUUAAUCCAGCAUUAUGAAAUAGUGUACAAGAGACUUUAUAACCUAGAGGACAUGACUGCUGGUCAGCCACACAGAGUCUUGGUCCAACGUCAUGCCUCAAAGGACCAUAUGGAAAAACAUACUAUUAGCAACCUCAAUAGUCACGCCUGGUACCAGAUCUGUGUCAAAGCCUUUAAUGGAGAUAUAGGAUCUCAGUGUAGUAGUCCAUUGAAAGUUAGAACUAGAGAAUCUGUUCCCUCUAAUCCACCACAAAACAUUAUCAUCAAUAAACACGGAAAGACGAGAGUCUUUUUACAAUGGCUGCCACCUCCCGUUGAGUCCAGAAAUGGCGAUGUCAAAGGCUAUGAGAUCAAAUGUCUGAGUGAUGAUGGUAAACAUGACUGCAGUGUCAGCACCAAUGGGACCAGUAACAAGUACACUAUAAAUAACCUUCAAGAGGACAUAACCUACUCGAUCCAGAUAGCAGCACGUACAUCCAAAGGUGUUGGAGUGUGGAGUCAAUCCUAUGUCAUUGGACCAGAACAACCAAGUUUGAUGGAAGAACCGUGGUUUAUUGGUGUACUAAUAGGUGUAGUCGGUGGAACUUUAUGGCUGGCAUUGUGUAUCUUUAGUAUCUGGCUGUGUAAGAAAAGAAAGAGUAAAAAGAAGAUGAUGCAGAAUGGAUUAUACACGGUACCCAUGCAGAAAGGCAAUGAACAGCAACCAUGUACAACAUUUUACAGAAACGGAUAUGGUGAGAAAGAUACUCAACAUAUGUCACCAGAAAUCACAAACUUAUUAGAUGGUCACAAGGAAGUAGAAAUGCAGGACCAGAAUAUUUAUAAUGUGCCACAGAUGAAAACAUUCUACCACAAACAAGAUCCAGUGGCACCCUAUGCCACAACCACCCUGAUUAAUCCAGGGGCAGCACAACACAUGGAUCACAUGUUUAGACCGAUUAAUCAGCACAGUGGAUCAGGUGAUAGCUGUUGUAAACAUGAUUGUAGUGGAUCAAACACGGAUUCCGGUGGACACCAUCAUAGCGAUCACAUGCAAAGUCCCACAAGUGACAGCGGUAGUCACACGACGGACGAGAAUGGAAUGUUAAUAAAGAAAGGAAGGAAAGGACAAGGACAGAUAAUUGUACCUAAACAAGCCAUGGUGAACUGGGCAGAGUUUUUACCUCCCCCACCCGAGCACCCACCACCAAGUGAAGUAGGAUCUGAUUCUCCGGCUAAUUCUCUUCAGUAUGCAGAGGUCAAUCAGAGUCGUGCAAUUGCAAAUAGAAGUCCAAUGUCACCUAUGUCUAAGAUAUCAUCCUGUUCUUGUCCGGCUCCACAUAGUCAACAUCCUGGCUGUGCCCAGGCGUGGAACGUUCCACCUCCGGCAUAUUCUGAUUCUGGAUGUGUUAGAUGUUGUUCUCCUAAAUAUUGUGACAAUGGUCAAUAUAGUGCUAUAAACAGAGUGCAGUCUCCUCGUUCAGAUACGUGGGGACAACGAACAAUAGCUUGUACAAAUCCCUCACAGAGGGCGCCAGUAGAAAUGUAUUGUCAUAGUAGAACUUGUCAUAGUGAUCAUGAACAAAAUAAUGUACCUCCCUUCCAUCAUUAUAAAAUAAACAAUAAUGAACAAGAUGGCGGAGGGGAAUAUCAGUGUUUUAGUGAUAGUGGACAUUAUUCACGGUGUCCAGUAGAUGGACAUUGUAUGGACCGAGCGUGUCAGUCUUCAUUACCUAGUGUUGCUAGUGAAUGUCAGUCACGAGGACCAUGUAGACUGAGUGACGGAGGGCAUCACCACAUGAAUCUAGCUGUGGAGGGUUACCAUAGAAAUGGUGACUCACCAAUGUCAGGUGGUCAAGACUAUGUUGGUGAGUCUGAUUCCGAGUCUAAUCCCCCUCAAGAUGGGGAGGACUGUGGUGAUGAAAAUCCCGAAGAUGAAGGCAACGUGUCAGGUUCCAUGAUGGCAUCGUGGGCCAGUGUGACAGACCAGAGCAAUACAGAUUGUUCCAGUCAUCGGUCGAGUGCUGCCAGUGAUAGUGAUGCUUCAUUCCUGACCGAGGCAGACUUUGCCAGCGCUGUAGCUAAAGCUGCCGAGUUGUCUGGUCUGACGGUUGUUGGUACGACAGUCUGUGAUCCUAAAACUGGUAAACCAGUGAAGCGUCAUAGACGUCCUCGGCCUGCUAGACCAGUUAGUCCCUAUAGUACAGAUAGUAACUUUAGUGCAGUACCACACAGGCCAUACCCAAAGUCACAACGAAAGAAACAGUUGAUUGAGCAAGGGAAAUGGCAAAGAAAAGAUCAACCCAAUGGUAUACCUUCCCAAAAUCUUCCUGCUAAUGUUGAAGAUCUUCCCUCCUAUCAUAAACCAUCUUUUCCGUCAUCAUCACAACAUUCGGCCCCCUUCCCAGAGGAUAAAAUCUGAUGUGGCAUUGGUUUGAUGAAAGUAUAAAAGAUGGUUUUAUCUAGUCAGACGACUAUAGUAUUGUCAUGUGAUCCAAAAAACAGUAUCUAUGGCAACUAAAAUAGGAUCUAGAAAGCCAUGAUUAAACAGAAAUCCAUUUACAGACAAACUUUGUAGUUCAUAUGUAGCCAAAACUUUGUUGUUCAAAGUUUUAUUUAUUUUGCUGACUGUGAUACAUGGUUGCUAUGACUACCGUCUGCUCUCCAGUUUGUGAUGUUCAGUGAGUCAAACGAGAAAUUAUAGUAUGUAUUAUUCAUACAACUAGAUGAAGAAGAAUUCCAAGGAAGUUUCUUACAUUGUGUUUUUUUUUAAGUGCAUAAUUUUAUGAAACUGUGUAACAGCAAUAAAACAGUGUGGUCUUCCUGUAGAACCUAUCAAAAUAAGUUUUAAAUUUGCUGCGGCACUUAAAACCAACCUAUAGUAAAACAAUCUACCAUUGACUGCAGACUUGUUAUGUGUUUGUUGUUUAUUGUUAUUUAUUGAAGAAGAAUUGAUAUGUCUGUUUUAAUUCAUAUUGUUAUAGAAUUAUUUUCAAUUGAAAUAAUGUUGAAAUUUACUUGUCAUAUUUUUAUGAGAUCUUAACUAAAUUGAAUCAUUGAAACGGUUCUUAUACAAAAUUUGACUUUCUGAAUUUGAGAAAGAAAACUUAAGAAAAUCAAAAUUCCAUAUACAUUGGUAGUAUUGAUUUUGAAAUAAGCUUAGAAAUUGUGACAUUGCUAAUGCAUUAUAAUAAUCUUUCCCUGCUCUCAAACAUGUUGAAAUUUUGAAAAAGUAAGCAAGCUUCAAAAUGAAUGAUAUGCACUUGAUUGUAAUAAAAAACAUCCUGCUGCAAUUUGGUAGAUACUAAGAUGGUGCUUUUGACAUUCAAUUUUAUCAUCCCCCUUUUUGCAUAGAUUUCGCCCAUUUUGAAAGAUUAUCUUAAGAAAUAUUUGAAGGAGAUAUGUAUGUGUGUAUCACACUUUAUAAAGAAUGUUUGGUUAAUGAGUGUUAGUAGUACUACAGUAUAAUAUUCCAAUAACCAUACACAUGGCACAUGUUUUCAUUUUUGGAAAAGAUCAAAGAACUUGAAAUGGCUGUUGUUUUCAUGAUAAAAAGUUCCAUCAUUAUAGCACAGCAUACUAACAUAUUGAUUUUAAAUGAUUUGAUUUUAUACAUAUGUUAUAAUAAAAAACAAGAAUUAAAUUUUAAGUAGAAAUAUUCAUAGUUUUUAAAGAUAUUCAGAACAUUGCUAUUAGUAUCAAACUUAAUGAUUAUUUUAACAUUUGCUUUCCAUGCCAUAAUAUAAAGUGAUCUGAGUAGAUACAUUUUGUUACUGUUAUUUCUUUCAUCAUGUUUGUUUAAAACUUGUGUAUUUUUUCCUUGGUUAAGUAAUAGCAUAAUUUAAACCUCAUUCAGAGUUGGGGGAUAUGAUAAUAUAUGUGCAAUAAUUUUGAUACUGUUCAUGUGAUUUUAUAUUUAUUUUAUUAUUUCUUGUUACAUUUUCACUUCAUAAGCAACAAUAGGGAAUAUACACCUUGUCCCUGUUUGUCUGCCAUUAAUGGACAUCUCAAAGGUUUCUGUGAAAUUUUGAUGUCAUAAUAAAAAAUAUAUGACUCUACAAUGAAAAAGUAAUUGUGGGAUGUCUAAUAGUUUAAGAGGGACAUAUUUUGAAAUAGCGAUAAGUUGUAUUUCUACACAACAUAAAGAUUUGCUAAUGAUAAAUAUUUCUAUGGUAGAUAUCAGCAUUAUGGGUUAUUUAGUUAUUUGUUAUUAUAUGAUGUAAUUCUGAAAAGUUUCAUAACUAUUUUCAUAAAAAAAAAAUGUGCAGAAAAUUCCAAAGUAUGGAUUGUAUAUAAUUCCCAGAGAAUGUAUAGGCAAUAUAUGUUGUCCCAUUAAUGUCUCAAAUAAUGGUCGUAAGAAUGUUUGUAAAUAAUGUCUUGGUAAAGAUGAAGCUUGUUGUAUAUGAUCAUUUUAUGGUUAUACCAUUUAUCAUGUCAUAAGAAAAAUCAAUUUCCAUAAAAUAAAAAAUUGAAAGCUUA